Messenger RNA from Brienomyrus brachyistius, 1343 nucleotides. Its product is annotated as probable gluconokinase. Gene Ontology annotation, cellular component: cytoplasm. Bases 65 to 628 code for a protein of 187 amino acids. The record is from RefSeq and is a predicted model, not a curated record. NCBI's taxonomy places the organism in Eukaryota, Metazoa, Chordata, Actinopteri, Osteoglossiformes, Mormyridae. The transcript has 5 exons. Gene Ontology annotation, molecular function: gluconokinase activity.
GGCCGCUUUCGCAUUUUGCGUCAUUAAGUGUCGCACCAGAACGAGCUGCCAUAUUUGCUGCUGCAUGUCCGCUUCGUUUAGGAAAAUGAUACUGGUUAUAAUGGGAGUUUCCGGGACUGGGAAGUCUUCAGUGGGGAAAUACAUCUCAGAUAAGCUUGGAUGGACUUUAUAUGAAGGAGAUGAAUAUCACCCCAAAGAAAACAUAGAAAAAAUGUCCCGCGGUGAACCUCUUACCGACCAGGACAGGACUCCGUGGUUGCUACAUCUGCAUGACAUAAUCCAAAGAGAACUUUCAUCUGGAGCAAAUAGCAUUGUAAUUUGCUCCGCUCUGAAGAAAAGCUACAGACAGAUGCUCUUAUUUGGAUCCGCUCCCCAGCCUCAAGCGUGUCAGCAUGAGACGGUGGACAGUGUCUGCUUCGCCUUCCUCCACGGUGACUUUCAGCUCAUACACCGGCGGCUGUUGGCACGGAGGGACCAUUUCAUGUCCGCUGAUCUGCUGAGGUCUCAGUUUGAUGCACUGGAGCCCCCCACCGACCCAGAGAAUGCUUUUGCUGUGGACAUUAAAAAAAGUAUUCCCGAAGUCUCCUCUCAGAUUGAGAGGAUCGUUUCAGCUCGUCUGCAAACAUAGAGAGGUUCAAGAAGCACGGCCUGCCUGGAAUUAAGGGAUGUUUUUUGGCUGGUGAUUGCAAAGAAAAGCAAUGUUUUUGAAUGUGUCAAUAAUGUGCUCCUGUUUCAAUGAGAAUGGUGCUACCAACCCCAAUCAGAAACAAGCUACAGUGAUGUCAUACUUAACAGGGUUCCUAUAAUUAUUUUUUUUAAAUCUGACAGCGAUAAGGAAUGUAUCAUGAAGGUAUAACAGCAGUACAUGCCAUACAUUUUUAAUUGCCCUUUCAUUGAAAUCACCGUUUGGUUAACUGUAAGGCAGCAGUGCUGACUCUGCGCUAAAGUUGUCUUAUCUUACCAUGUAUCCUGACUGACCGUGUGGAAUCACCUGUGACACAGAUGAUCGUACUCAUGCAUUAACUACUGAUGAGUCCCCGUCAACCUUGGAAUAACCACUUAGUUUUCCAUUAGCGGUACAAAGAGGACAAAUAUGCAGAACUAGAGUUUACAUUUUGAAAAGUGGGUUGAAGGUUUGGGUUCAUGUAAAACAAGGUCGUGGGUCUGUUUCCAAAAUUCUGAGAGUCAGACGGAGAAAUGUGUUGAAACACAAAACCAGUUAGUCUUCUUGUAAUGCCUAAAAAUGAAUUUAUUUUGUAUCGAUUCCUAGAGUUAUCUUAUACCAACACAAUGAUACUACAUAUUUGAUCUAAUGAUUAAAUAAAUCGAUAUAUAAUAUGCAA